UCCGCCGCGGCGCAGGUGAUAAACACAAGGUGCGCGAGCGCGUACGCGGGAGCUUCCUGGAAGAUGGGCAAAGUGAAGGAGGUCGAGAUUACUUUCGACAGCAAUAAAGUGGUUUAUAGUCCGGGGGAGUCCAUAUCCGGCACCCUCAAACUCCAGGUGGCUCAGUCGCUUCACUGCAAAGACAUCAAAGUGAACUGCAAUGGCUUCUGUGGCAUCACCCACAAGGUUAACGACACGGCGUGGACCACGGAGGAAAAGUACUUCAACAGCACCAUCUCCCUGGUGGACAAAGGAACCUUGAAACAAGGAGACCACUGCUUCCCCUUCAAGUUCGUCAUACCAGCCUCCGCUCCAACGUCUUUUGAAGGCAACUAUGGAAAAAUCAUAUACAGAGUGAGGGCUUGCGUUGACACGCCUCGAUUUGCCAAGGACUAUAAGGCGGAGAAGCCUUUUUACCUGCUGCGUCUGCUCAACCUCAACGAGCUGCCCGACAUGCUGGGACCCAAUUCCUCAGCUGUGACCAGACAGUUUACCUACCUGCUGGUGAAGACGGGCACUGUGGUAUUGAAGGCCGAGACCGACAUGAAGGGUUACACACCGGGUCAGGUCAUCAUGCUUACUGCUAACAUCCACAACCAGUCGGGGAAGACGACUGGUUCUGUGGCAGCCAGCUUAAUCCAGAGAGUGACCUAUGAGACCAAGAAGCCCACCCAUGAUCUGAGGACGAUAGCGGAGGUGGAGGGGGCAGGAGUGAAGGCUGACAAGGAGGCCCAGUGGAAGGAACAGAUCAUUGUACCUCCACUGCCGCAGUCAUCCCUCUCCGGCUGUGACCUCAUAAGAAUUGAAUAUUACGUUAAAGUCAGCCUUAAAUCACCAGAGGUCAUGCUGACUUUACCCAUCCACAUCGGGAAUGUGUCACUGGACAAAAGAGUGCACACCUCUACCACACCAGCUCCUUCAACCCCUGCCCCAAGUGGAACACCAAAUUCUGCCCUCGUAACAGCCCCACAGAGUCCACAAACUCCCCCCUUGCCCCCCCGCCCAGUCCCAAAACCAGCCCCCCGCCCUGCUGCCAGGAGUAGAGUUCCCGUGCAUAGUUUGCCCAGUGCUCCGCCAGCUGAGGACCAACAAGGAGCUGUGGGUGGCAUGGGUUCCAUGGGGUCGCAGAGCGACGCCAUCAACACCAAGAGCCACUCCCAGCUGAGCGCCUCGGGCCCCCACACAGCCAUCUCCCCCAGCGCCUUCAGCUACGCCCCAGGCCUCAUUUUCUCCCAGAACCAGCAGCACAACGGGGACCCCAAUGAACCUCUGUUCUGUGUCUCCACUGGGAGCACCAUACCUUUCUUCUCCGAGAGCAGCGCUACCCCCAUGCCAACCAGCUCUCCGCUCAUCCUGCCACCAGACUACAGCACCUCUGCAUAUCCCCAAGAGGCACCUCCUUCAUACGAUGACAGCUGCAACACAUGAGCUACGAAGAAGAAGAAGAGUGGCCAAUGCCCACCAGACCUGGGGCCAAGUCACCUCAGUUACUCCAUAUAUAUAUAUAUAUACACACACACACACACACAUAUAUAUAUAGUAUAUGGACUGCUGCAAUCAGUUAAGAAUCAGAACAGAAGGCUACUAAAAUUAUUGCUAAUACUUGGUCACAUGCGGUGUGUUCACCAUUUAAGACUCCGUCACAUGUGGUGUGUUCACCAUUUAAGACUCAGUCACAUGCGGUGUGUUCACCAUUUAAGACUCAGUCACAUGUGGUGUAUUCACCAUUUAAGACUCAGUCACAUGCGGUGUGUUCACCAUUUAAGACUCAGUCACAGAGGACAACAAAAUGCAGUCAUACACACUGAGUUUUGUAAAGUAACCCUUCAGAUGAUAGUUUUAAUUUCCAGUAAUGUUUUUACAGAUACCGAUGUGGGUAUUGUUCAUAGAAUUUAGAUUUUACAGUAAUAAGAUGACUUGAAUGUUUUUUUAUUUUGUAGAAAAUUUACUUUUUAAGUUGAAUUGAAACUGAGAUUGAUGUCCAGCUGUGGCACCCGGUGAACAAACAGGCCUACAUCCUCAUUACACGCUACUAUUCUGGGCACACCAUUCAGAACCCUUCUUUAUUUCUUUAACUUCCACUGUUUUAGCACUUUCGACAAAGUUGCAGUUCUGCAUCAAUUUGGUUUUUUUUUUUAGAUGGCAUCUAUGAUUUCAUAAUAUGAUGUCAUAAUAUGAUGGUAAUUUGAUGUCAUAAUAUGUCACAAUAUGAUGGUAAUAUGAUGUCACAAUAUGAUGUCAUAAUAUUAUGGUGAUAUGAUGUCAUAAUAUGAUGGUAAUCUGAUGUCACAAUAUGAUGGUAAUAUGUCACAAUAUGAUGGUAAUAUGUCAUAAUCUGAUGGUGAUAUGAUGUCAUAAUAUGAUGGUAAUAUGAUGUCAAGUUUAAUAUGAUGGAAACUCAAUGUUUGAAAAUCCACACUGCAAAACAUAUCAGAUCACGUAGUUGAAUAUUUAGCCGUAAAAUUAUACAUAUUUUUUACAGUAAGUUUAACCAUAAGUGGGGAGAAAUAAUUUUGUUUUGUUUGUUUGUUUUGUUUUGUUUCUUGUUGGUGGUUCUUAGUGUCACUUGUUGUAAUCUGCUGGGAUCAGGAUUUUGUUUUGGAAAAGAGUGAAAUUAAAUUUCAAGAUUUUCAGAAAAAAAAGUAGAAUAAUUAUCAUAUACGUGUCACUCUGCCUUUUCAUUUUGUUAUAGUUUGUAAUUAUGCAAAUACUUCAGCUUAUGAAAACGUUGUUUUAUUCAGCCUGCAGGAGCUCUUCAUGUGCGAGGCUGUAGGCUUUGUAAGUGAUGAUUUGUAUGACGGGUUAAUGUGAUGUGAGGUGGGAUCGUACCGUAUAAUUUCAGAGAGAUUGUUUUAUUUAAGGUCCAGCGCCUCUAGAGGGGAUUCACACCUGCUGAAUGUAUGUCAGUAUUUCACCUUUUUUAGUCUCCGCAAAGAAGUUAUUCUGACGUUCACAUAUCCCAGGAGUGAAACCACGUGAAUCACUUAAGUGAUGCAGUUCACCACAUCCAGUCAUACAUGUACAGUUCUACCUAGUAACAGAACAUAUCUCGUCAAUAUAGGAAUAAUAAAACGUGUACUUUAGGUUAAGGCAUUACCAUACAUGGCAAAGAUGUUGUUUCCGGUCUUUUUUUUUUUUUUUUUUUUAAGGCUUUGUAAUGAACAACUUCUGUCAUCUUAAUAAAUUUGUUA
This is a messenger RNA of Lampris incognitus (smalleye Pacific opah), 3230 nucleotides long. Its product is annotated as arrestin domain-containing protein 1-like. Bases 64 to 1467 code for a protein of 467 amino acids. Gene Ontology annotation, molecular function: ubiquitin protein ligase binding; ubiquitin-like ligase-substrate adaptor activity. Gene Ontology annotation, cellular component: cytoplasm. Gene Ontology annotation, biological process: protein transport. Lineage: Eukaryota; Metazoa; Chordata; Actinopteri; Lampriformes; Lampridae. The transcript has 8 exons. The record is from RefSeq and is a predicted model, not a curated record.